GCUGUGGACAAUCAAACACUCUCAGUCACCGACCAACCGCUACCCUCGUCACACGACAACAAUGCGAUCCAUCCUCCCUCUCUCACUCUCGCUUUCCUCUUUACCCUUCCUUGCCUCCGCAACCGUUGGCUUUGGCGGCGAGUGGUGGCUCAACUCGUGGGGCGUCAACAGCGGCGUAUGGGUCGCCUCCUCCAAGACGACCCUCCAGGUUCCCGCGGCGCCAAACCCGCAGACUGACCGCCUCGCGAUCUGGCCUGGGAUGGAGACGGCGAACAAGGGUCUCGUUCAGAGUAUCAUCGUUUCGUUUGCGGACCCUGCUAGUAAUUGCGGUGGCCAGCCUGGCCAGUGGUGCGUCUUUGCGAGCUUCAACGACGGAAACACGAAUGCCCAAACCGCCGGAGCUUACGUCCCCGUGAGCGAGGGAGACAUGUUGGACAUGGAUUUCAACUACGACGAUUCGACAGGCACGACGGUGCAGAACGUGUACAGAGAUGGUCAGCUGCUGUCUACGUUCACAAGCAGCUCUGGCAGACCGUAUGCCUGGAACAUCGCGGUUGAAUGUCAGGACAACGUCAGUGGGAACAUGCCCGCCCACACAUACCACAACACACAGAUCAUGCUUGGCGCGGCCGAUCCCGACUGGGGAAGCACGCUGUCCAAGACUGGCACAAGCGACUCGGGAUUGUUGACGCCCGAUGGCGGGCUGACGUGGAUCGUUGACACGGUCAACGUGGACUCGUACCCCUGUACCCCGCAGUAA
This is a messenger RNA of Coniophora puteana RWD-64-598 SS2, 760 nucleotides long. RefSeq lists its product as uncharacterized. Bases 62 to 760 code for a protein of 232 amino acids. The record is from RefSeq and is a predicted model, not a curated record. NCBI's taxonomy places the organism in Eukaryota, Fungi, Basidiomycota, Agaricomycetes, Boletales, Coniophoraceae. The transcript has 4 exons.